This is a messenger RNA of Nestor notabilis (Kea), 2235 nucleotides long. RefSeq names its product mucin-5AC-like. Gene Ontology annotation, cellular component: extracellular matrix. Gene Ontology annotation, molecular function: protein binding. The record is from RefSeq and is a predicted model, not a curated record. The transcript is spliced from 15 exons. NCBI's taxonomy places the organism in Eukaryota, Metazoa, Chordata, Aves, Psittaciformes, Psittacidae. The annotation marks the transcript as partial.
AACUGCAUGUAUGACACAUGUAACUGUAAAAAUAGUGAGGACUGUCUGUGUGCAGCCCUGUCUUCCUAUGUGAGAGCUUGUGCUGCAAAAGGAAUACAGCUGGAUGGAUGGAGGGCUGAUGUCUGCUCAAAAUACACGUCAUGUCCCAAAUCCCUAAGCUACAGCUAUAACAUCUCUUCCUGUCAACCUACUUGUCGAUCUCUGAGUGAGCAUGAUGUCACAUGCAACAUUAAGUUUGUCCCAGUUGAUGGCUGUACCUGCAUAAACGGAACUUACAUGGAUGAGAGUGGCAGAUGUGUGCCUGCUACAGAAUGCUCCUGCUACUAUAGAGGAUCUCCCAUAUCAUCUGGAGAAAUUGUCCAAGAAAAUGGGCUUGUAUGCACUUGCAUCCAGGGAAGACUGGAUUGUACUGGAGAAGGUAAUCCAGCUCAAGUCUGUGAAUCUCCCAUGGUUUACCUAGACUGUAGAAAUAUCACUGAAGGAACAACUGGAACAGAAUGUCAAAAAAGUUGCCAGACUCUGGAUAUGCAGUGUUAUAGCACGAAAUGUGUAUCUGGCUGCGUGUGCCCAGCUGGGCUUGUGUUACACGGAAAUGGUGAUUGUAUUCCUGAAGAGGAAUGUCCGUGUAUUCACAAUGAAGCUAUGUAUCAGCCCGGGGAAAAGAUCAAUGUUGACUGUAACACCUGUGUAUGCAAGAAUAGAAAGUGGGAAUGCACCAAAGAUCAAUGUCUGGGCACUUGUGCUGUUUAUGGAGAUGGUCAUUAUAAUACCUUUGAUGACAAAAGGUUCAACUUCAAUGGCAACUGUGAAUACACACUAGUCCAGGACCACUGUGGGAUGAGUGGCACAGCCAAUGGAACCUUCCGGGUUAUUACUGAAAAUAUUCCCUGUGGCAACACUGGGACAACUUGCUCAAAAUCUAUCAAAGUUUUCUUAGAGAGCUAUGAAUUGAUACUUGGUGAGGAGCAUGUCAGUGUCAUAAAGAGAGGACAAAAUAAUGAGGUGUCAUACACAGUCCGCUAUAUGGGUAUGUACUUGGUAAUUGAGACCACAAGUGGACUGAUACUCAUGUGGGACAAGAAAACCAGCAUCUUCAUCAAGCUCAGCCCUGAUUUUAAGGGCCAGAUCUGUGGCCUCUGUGGAAAUUAUGAUGGCAACGGCAUCAAUGACUUUACUACAAGGAGUCAGUCAGUGGUAGAGAAUGUCCUGGAGUUUGGAAACAGCUGGAAAGUAUCCUCUACAUGUCCUGAUGCUUCCAGCAUAAAGGACCCAUGUUCUACCAACCCUUAUCGAAAAUCCUGGUCAGAGAAACAGUGUAGCAUCAUCAACAGCAAUGUCUUUGCUGCCUGUCACUCUCAGGUUGAACCAGCAAAAUAUUACCAAGCAUGUGUGACAGAUGCCUGUGCAUGUGACAGUGGAGGAGACUGUGAUUGCUUUUGUACAGCAGUAGCUGCCUAUGCUCAAGCGUGUAGUGAAGUUGGCGUCUGCAUAGCCUGGAGAACCCCAUCAAUCUGUCCACUCUUCUGUGAUUACUACAAUCAACAAGGGGAAUGUGAAUGGCACUAUAAGCCUUGUGGAGCCUCCUGUAUGAAGACCUGUAGAAACCCAAGUGGAAAAUGCCUCCACAACUUGUCAGGUUUAGAAGGCUGCUACCCUAACUGCCCACCAAACAAGCCAUACUUCCAUGAGGCUCAGAUGAAGUGCGUUAGUCUCUGCGACUGUUAUGAUAAUGAAGAUGGAAAGAUAUAUAUACGGGACGAAUGCCGUUUAUGUGAAUGCACAUCAGAUGGUUUAGAGUGCAAGUUUGAUGAUAAAGCAUGCCACUGCAUUUAUGAAGGGAAAAGCUAUAAAUAUGGUGAACUCAUCUACAACACCACAGAUGGAACUGGAUGGUGUUUCACUGCAACAUGUGAUGUCAAUGGAACAAUUAGCAGAAAUAUCUUUAAAUGUGGCAUCUUUACAACAACUCCAUUUCUUUUUCUUACAAGUCAGUCUGAAACUACUGCUUCAGAAACGACAACUGCAGCACCAGUGACAACUGUAUGUGUGCAGAAAAUGUGUUUGUGGUCAGACUGGUAUGACUGCACACAGCCUGAAAAUAAAGAGGACAGUGGAGAUUAUGAAACAUUUGAAAAUCUCCGAGAAAAAGGAUACAGUGUGUGUAAAAAUCCAAAGAGUGUUCAAUGCAGAGCCAAGGAAUACCCAAAUACAGAAAUAAACAAUCUUAACGAAAAA